Molecule: messenger RNA, 2257 nt
Organism: Lolium rigidum
Lineage: Eukaryota; Viridiplantae; Streptophyta; Magnoliopsida; Poales; Poaceae
Product: putative clathrin assembly protein At5g35200
Exons: 16
Coding region: 241-1923 (560 amino acids)
Biological process (GO): vesicle budding from membrane; clathrin-dependent endocytosis; clathrin coat assembly
Cellular component (GO): clathrin-coated vesicle; clathrin-coated pit
Molecular function (GO): 1-phosphatidylinositol binding; SNARE binding; phosphatidylinositol-4,5-bisphosphate binding
Source: RefSeq, a predicted model, not a curated record
CCACCGGGUGGUGGUUCGCGUCCGGGUUGGCCGAGCUUCGAAAGGGACCUCCCCUCCUCCUCCUCUUCCUCUUCUUCCUCGUCGCCAAGAACCCAGCAGAGCCCGCACAUCCCCCCUCUUCCUUCUCCUGUCCUCCCCCGUGCAGAAAAGGCUCACCUUUUCCAGAUUUUCCCUGCGGUCCUGCGGAGGCGGCCCUGCAACUCCUUGGCCAGCUAGGAUAUACACUGUGAACUGAGGAUAAUGGCGGGCGGUGGCACUCAGCAGAGCCUCAGGAAGUACCUUGGAGCCCUCAAGGACACGACGACCGUGAGCUUGGCGAAAGUAAACAGUGAUUAUAAGGAAUUGGACAUUGCAAUUGUGAAAGCCACUAACCAUAGUGAGCGUCCAUCAAGGGAGAAGUACAUAAGAGAAAUUUUCCUUUCCAUUUCUGCUGCAAGGCCACGGGCAGAUGUAGCUUAUUGCAUUCAUGCCCUUGCGAGGCGUCUUGCGAAGACACGGAAUUGGGCGGUUGCACUGAAGACAUUAAUUGUCAUACACCGUGCCCUUCGAGAAGUUGAUCCCACAUUUCGUGAAGAGCUAAUUAAUUAUGGCAGAUCUAGAUCGCAUAUGCUAAACAUGGCCUACUUUAAGGACGAUUCCAGUUCAGGAGCUUGGGAUUAUUCUGCAUGGGUACGCACUUAUGCUUUAUAUUUAGAAGAGAGACUUGAAUGUUUCCGUGUGCUGAAGUAUGAUGUGGAGUCAGACCCUCCGAGGACUAGGGAUCUUGAUACUGUUGGUGUGCUUGAUCAUCUGCCACCACUGCAGCAGCUUCUUUUCCGACUCCUUGCUUGCCAGCCACAAGGGGCAUCCUCUUAUAAUGUUAUAAUCCAACAUGCACUUUCAAUGGUUGCUUUGGAGAGUGUUAAGAUCUACACCGCCAUUAGUGACGGAACAAUCAAUCUUGUUGACAAGUUCUUUGAGAUGCAAAGAAAUGAUGCUGUUAGGGCACUUGAUAUAUACAAAAGAGCAACUAAUCAGUCUGAGAGAUUAUCAGAAUUUUAUGAAGUGUGUAAAACAAUUCACGUAGGACGUGGUGAGAAGUUCUUGAAAAUUGAGCAGCCCCCGUUAUCAUUCUUGCAAACUAUGGAGGAAUAUGUGGCAGAUGCUCCUGCAAUGAAAGAUAAGGCCAUACUGGCUAUAGAGUACAACAAAGAGCAAGAGGAGGAGGUAAAGCCAACUUCACCUCCUCCUGUUUCAGAACCCGAAGUUGAACAAGAGCCGGAGCCAGAACCAGAACCAGUAACAGAGGAAGCACCUGCAUCUGAACCAGCUGACCUGCUGGGUCUGAAUGAGACACACCCUUCUGUAGCUGAAAUUGACGAGAAGAACGCUCUAGCGCUGGCAAUUGUUCCAAUAGAUGACGUGCCCAAAGCCGCUCCCUCUUUUGAAAAUGGAGUCACGGGCUGGGAACUGGCCCUUGUCACUGCACCCAGUUCAAAUGAAACUGCUGCUGCUUCAGGCAAAAAAUUGGCUGGUGGACUAGACUUGCUCACCCUUGACAGCCUAUAUGAUGACGCGAACCGACGAGCGAGCCAGCCCGCAAGCUAUAACCCCUGGGAGACCCCUGGUGCCGCCCCGAUGAUGCAGCAGCCAGCACCAAUGCAGGAUCCAUUUUAUGGCUCGAACGGGUACGCGGCGCCCCACGCUGUGCAGAUGGCCGCCAUGGCCCAGCAGCAGCAGGCCUUCAUGCUCCAGCAGCAGAUGAUGAUGGCCGGCCACCACCCUCAGGUCCACCAGCAGCAGCAGUUCCAGGCAGCCCCCGCGAACCCGUUCGGGGCCAACCCAUUCGCACCCGCCGUUGCUCACCACCCUUAUGGUGGUGCCAGCACCGGAAUGAUGCCCCUCCACGCAGGCACAGGCAAUGCCUACACCGGGCUGAUCUAGGGAGGAAGUAGUGUGGUUCACAGAUGGAAACUUGCUCUACCCAUGUUCUUUUCACGCUCUUUUUUCCUUGGCCGCCGCUGUGACGGCAUGUUGUAGCACAGGUAGGAGAAGGGAGUGACACAACUGUUGAACGGGAGUGAGGGGUGUAGCUCUGUUCAUUGGAUCGGUCCGAGUUGGCGCUUGUGUAUUUUGUAUAUGGCGUUUUUCGUAUGUGCAGGUGAGUGGGGAUAUAUACACGUCUGGAGAUUGGAUUAUUCAUGGACAGUUGGUGCGAUGAACAAUAAUGUGAAAAUUCUUUGUAGUGUAAAGGAAGAUCUGUGCUGUUUUUGUGCAA